Messenger RNA from Carassius auratus (goldfish), 7699 nucleotides. Its product is annotated as titin-like. The coding region runs from base 360 to 6992 and encodes 2210 amino acids. Gene Ontology annotation, biological process: visual perception. The record is from RefSeq and is a predicted model, not a curated record. The transcript is spliced from 19 exons. NCBI's taxonomy places the organism in Eukaryota, Metazoa, Chordata, Actinopteri, Cypriniformes, Cyprinidae.
GGGGUGGGGAUUAUGUCUGAGCAUCAGAUAAUCAGAUUAUUCCAGAAACAGAUCUCGCUUUUUUAACUCAUUCACCGUAAUCUGUCACACAAUGUCAUGCCUCUACACCACGACUGCACCUUAGUAGUCUUAGUAUUGUUUAUCAGUACCUGCUUUCUCUUGCGUUCUGCUUUUUAUGUUUACAGUUUUGUCUUCUGUCAGACACCGAAAAUUGAUUUUCAUUUCCAGUUUCCAUUCGCAUUUUUAGGUCUCAGUGCUUGGCACCAAGGUCAGGGACCAUAAUGGCAUUUCCUGCUUUUGACGGAUACAGCCACGACAAAGGACUUAGCACCUGAAGUAUUGUGCUCUCUUAAUACAGCAUGGGGUUAGAUGUAAGACUUGAAGUCAGCAUGUCUUUGAAAUGUGGGCAUUUCUUCACACUCCUCUUCUUCAUUGUGUCCGUCACAGGAACUCAAGACCAAAGCAGACUAAAUCCAUCAGAGAACCUACACAAUAUCAGCUUAACAAACCUACAAAAGCCACCAAAGCAGAAUUCAGGGAUCAGGACUAUAUUUGAAAUGGAAAAGCAUCGCAUCAAGAGGUCAGACUUCUUCCACUCAGAGAUGAAAGUAUGUCCACAGGAGACAAUGAGGGAAGUCAUAGCAAGUCACCAAGCAUACUACACACUGAGAGUUUGCCAGGAGGCUGUAUGGGAGGCUUUCAGGAUCUUUCUGGACAGAAUUCCCAGCAGCUCAGAGUACCAGAAAUGGGUCCAUAAAUGCCAGCAUGACUCUAUGUGCAUCUCAGAUCUCGCCAUGACUUUCAGCAAUUCAAAGGAACACAUAGACAUGGUCUACAGGAGCGUGAAUAUGAAUAGUGAUAAAUUAGAACGAAAUUUGACUGAAGAGCCAACAACUGAUGGAGCACCGAGAACGGAAGAGGAAGUCCUGACUGAAGCAACAGAAGAAUUUGUUCCCCCAGAUCUAUCUAGUACAGUCAGCACUACAACAGACGCCUCUACUGCCUCACAGGAGUUGGAUCUUCAUAAUGUAGUUCCCGAGCAGCCAGUACAUCAGGUCAUAAAGUUCAGUGUUAAACUGAUGGACUAUGGGUACCAGGAGAUACUGAGAGACACUGAUUCACCUCAGUACCAUGACCUGUCAAGGCAUCUUCAGGAUCAGAUGCAACAUGAUCUUAAUGACCUACCUGGAUUUAUGGAUGUCCAAGUGUUAAGUAUUAGUGAGGCAGAAGCACCUAAUGGAGCUGGAGGAGUAUCUGCAGUUUACUCAGCAGUGUUUGAGACUACAAUACCUUCCGUUCCUGAUGGAAUUCUGGACAUUGGCACAGUUGUUUCAUCUACAGGACCAAGUCUGAAGGAUAUGAUAGUUAAAGCACUAAGCAAAAAGACAUCUCUUCUUGAUCUUAAUUCACUAAUCUUUGAGACAGACAAAGACCAGUCUUCAACGAGUAUGCCUGUGACUGAGGCUUCUAAAGACAUUAUAACUGAGUCCUUCGAUCAAGUGUCACAUGGGGAUCUCAGUUUUCCAACAAAAGGAACAAAAAUUGAGGUUCAUAUUUCAUCAGAUAAUGAUGAGACCAUUGUAGACCCAACUUUGGACACAGACAGCACCACAACAACUAAAUCAGAAUCAGAAACGGUUGAGUCUGAGAGUGAUGCAGUCAUUGUACACCAGCUUAAAACUAUUCAAGGGGAAACUGGUGAACUCAAAACAGAGAUUUUUCAAGUUCCACCAGUAGAGGAAGCUCCUAGUGAGGAUGAAAGUAAACCAGUUGUUAUUGCUGUAAAAGAGAACAAUUUGGCUCCAACAUCUUCAGCUGCUGUCUCAGCUUUACCCCCGAGUGAAGAACAGCCAAGGACUACAGAGAAACCUACAUCAGAUAGUGACUUUAGUCUUAACACGAUACCAGAAGAUGAUAUCAUAUUUCACCAGGUAACCACCGCCCACAUGUUGUUCACCACUGCAACAACCAUUAGUCCUAGGUCUGAACAACCAAAGUUGGCUGUCACGACUGACUUUAGCAUCACCCUGCAACCUUCAACUGAACCAAUUGAUCCAAUAACUGAAGUGACAGAUUCUAAUGAAAUUCCAGAGCAAGAAGAGACCAAAGUGGUGAUGCCUGUACUACAUGUAGAGAACAAGUCUGAGGUUGAUUCACCCAAGGUAAAUGUUGUGACAACAGAAACUAUAGAAGUAUCAGGACCUGAGAAAGAUACCAAUGUAACUCGAGAUGCUGUCAUUUUAGAAGAUCAGCUAAUAAAACCUGAAGAAGUAACUGUAGUAACAGAAAUGUAUGCUGAGUAUGGCACAUUAGAGCCUGUGGGAACAGCUGUGCUCCUACCUGAACCAGAGGAUGAGAUUGAAAAAUCAACUAACCAGGAUGAAGUAGCAGAACCCAAGGAAAAAGUUUUAGAUCUGCAUCCAGAGGUAAUAAUAGAAUCAAAAGAAGAUGUUGAAGAGCAUAAAAAUGAUGAGAUUAAAGUGAAACAAGUGGAUGAUGUUCAGGUAAUCAGGAGGCCAGAAACCGAGACAGGGAAACCUAAGGAGGAAAUUCAUUUAACAGAAAAGGGUGAGGUGGUUAAACCUGAAAGAGAAGCUGAUGAAUCAGAAGCUGCUGAAGUUGUAGAAUAUGAAGGCAGCAUCAAAACUGAACAGCCUGCUGUGGUGGUCACAAGAGUGGUCCCCAAAACCACUGAAGGUACAGUUGUUAGUCCUAGGUCUGAACAACCAAAGUUGGCUGUCACGACUGACUUUAGCAUCACCCUGCAACCUUCAACUGAAUCAACUGAUCCAAUAACUGAAGUGACAGAUUCUAAUGAAAUUCCAGAGGUGCCUCAACCAGUGGACACUGGAACAGUAGUAAAGGAAGAGGAGACCAAAGUGGUGAUGCCUGAACCAGAUGUAGAGACCAAGGCUGAAGUUGAUUUACCCAAGGAAAGGGUUGUGUCAACAGAAACUGUAGACGUUUCUGGACACGAGAAAGAUACCAAUGUAACUGUGGAUACUGUCAUUUUAGAAGAUCAGGUAUUACAACCUGAAGAAGUGACUGUAGUAACAGAAAUGUAUGCUGAGUAUGGCACAUUAGAGCCUGUGAGAACAGCUGUGCUACCAAAACCAGAGGAUGAGGUUGGAAAAUCAACUAGCCAGGAUGAAGUAGCAGAACCUGAGGAAAAAGUUUUAGAGCCAGAUCCAGUGGUCGUUAUAGAAUCAAAAGAAGAUGUUGAGGAGAUAAAAGUUAAACAAGUGGAUGAUGUUCAGGCAACCAGGAGGCCAGAAACUGAGACAGGACAAGCUAAGAAGGAACUUUAUUUAACAGAAAAGGGUGAGGUAGUGAAAAUUGAAAGAACAGAUGAUGAAUUAGAACCUGCCGAAGUCAUAGAAUAUGAAGUUAGAAUCAAAACUGAACAGCCUGCUGUGGAGAUCACGAGUGAGGUCCCCAAAACCACUGAAGGUUCAGUCGUUAGUCCUAGGUCUGAAAAACCAACGUUGGCUGUCAAAACUGACUUUAGCAUCACCCUGCAACCUUCAACUGAACCAAUUGAUCCAAUAACUGAAGUGACAGAUUCUAAUGAAAUUCCAGAGGUGCCUCAACCAGUGGACACUGGAACAGUAGUAAAGGAAGAGGAUACCAAAGUGGUGAUGCCUGAACCAGAUGUAGAGACCAAGGCUGAAGUUGAUUUACCCAAGGAAAAGUUUGUGACAACAGAAACUGUAGACGUUUCUGGACCUGAGAAAGAUACCAAUGUAACUGUGGAUGCUGUCAUUUUAGAAGAUCAGGUAUUACAACCUGAAGAAGUAACUGUAGUAACAGAAAUGUAUGCUGAGUAUGGCACAUUAGAGCCUGUGAGAACAGCUGUGCUGCUACCUGAACCAGAGCAUGAGAUUGGAAAAUCAAUUAACCAGGAUGAAGUAGCAGAACCAGAGGAAAAAGUUUUAGAGCCAGAUCCAGAGGUCAUUAUAGAAGCAAAAGAAGAUGUUGAGGAACAUAAAACUGAUAAGGAGAUUAAAUUGAAACAAGUGGAUGAUGUUCAUGCAACUGGGAAGCCAGAAACCGAGACAGGGCAACCUAAGGAGGAAAUUAAUUUAACAGAAAAGGGUGAGGUUGUGAAACCUGAAAGAGAAGCUGAUGAAUUAAAACCUUCUGAAGUUGUAGAAUAUGAAGUUAGCAUUAAAACUGAACAGCCUGCUGUGGAGAUCACGAGUGAGGUCCCCAAAACCACUGAUGGUUCAGUCGUUAGUCCUAGGUCUGAACAACCAAAGUUGGCUGUCACAACUAACUUUAGAAUCACCCUGCAACCUUCAACUGAACCAAUUGAUCCAAUAACUAAAGUGACAGAUUCUAAUGGAAUUCUAGAGGUGCCUCAACCAAUAGACACUAGAACGGUAGUAAAGCAAGUAGAGACAAAAAUCGUGAUACAUGAAGCAGAUGUAGAGACCAAGUCUGAGGUUGAUUUCCCCAAGGUGAAAGUUGUGACAAAAGAACUUGCAGAAGUAUCUAGACCUGAGAAAGAUACCAAUGUAACUGGAGAUGCUGUCAUUUUAGAAGAUUGGGUAUUACAACCUGAAGAAGUAACUGUAGUAACAGAAAUGUAUGCUGAGUAUGGCACAUUAGAGCCUGUGGGAACAGCUGUGCUACCAAAACCAGAGGAUGAGAUUGGAAAAUCAGUUAACCAGGAUGAAGUAGCAGAACCCGAGGAAAAAGUUUUGGAGCCAGAUCCAGUGGUCAUUAUAGAAUCAAAUGAAUAUGUUGAGGAGAUUAAAGUGAAACAAGUGGAUGACAUUCAGGCAACCAGGAGGCCAGAAACCGAGACAGGACAACCUAAGGAGGAAAUUCAUUUAACAGAAAAGGGUGAGGUAGUGGAACCUGAAAGAGAAGCUGAUGAAUCAGAACCUGCUGAAGUUGUACAAUAUGAUGUUAGCAUUAUAACUGAACAAACAGCUGUGGAGAUUGCGAGGGAGUUCCCAAAAACUACUGACGGUUCAACCAAACCUCCUGCAGAGAUGAUUAAGAUUAAACCACCUGUGAUUUCUGUCACAGAAAUUUACCUUGUUGAGAGUAUUGACUAUUACCAACCCAAAGAAAGUGCCAAUUUGCCUUUUGUGCCAGUUGACAGUGUUCAAAGAGGCACAGGCAUUGGUAAACAUGUGGAAGACUUUGGGGUGGAGGAUCAACUCUCCAGACCUAAGGUUAUUGAGGGAGUUCUUGAGAUACCAGAUCUGGUUAUAGAGAAAAACACCCUACGACCAGAAGAGUCCGAUGUUCUCACUACUGAAUCAAGUGCCGCACAAUCUCCACCUGAAACGAUCACAGAAUCAGUUUCGGAGAAAGACAAGGACUUACCAUAUGUUGUUGGGGAUACUAAGGAGCCACAGCUUGAAGAUAUGGAGGAAAAGACUGCAUCACAACCCACAGAGACACUCACAACUGAUAUACCUUUGACAACUUCACCUGCAGACCUUGAACGUUUUGAAGUAGUGCUAACAGAUUUAUCGGUCGUAACACCAACCCAUUUGGAAAAGGAUUAUGAUUCACCAACUGAAAAAGAACAAUCGACUUUUGCCCAGGAGUUAACAUCUCUUGUUGGAGAUACUGAGGAGCCAAAGUUCACAGAAAUGGAGGAAGACACUCUGACAGAAGAUCUCCUUGAAGAACAAGAAAAAGAGACUGCAUCACAACACAUGGAGACACUCACAACUGAUCUACCUUUGGCAAAUUCACCUGCAGACCUUGAACUUUUGGAAGUAGUGCUAACAGAUGUAUCGAUCACUACGCCAACACCUUUAGAAAAGGAUUAUGAUUUACCAACUGAAAAAAUACAACAACGAUCAACUGUUGCCCAGGAUGUUGCUUUUACGCAGACCGAAAAUGACAAAGAGCUGAAUGUAGAAACUCAGGUAGUUGUUCUAACAAAUGUAUCAGUCGUUACUCCAAUAUUUCUGGAAAAGGAUUAUAAUUCACAGACUGAAAAAGUACAACCAACUGUUGCCCUGGAUGUUAUAUUUGAGUCAGAAAAUGACCAAGUGCUGGAUGUGGAAACUGAAGACCCAUUUAUUCAUUUAAAAGAAUUAGACCAAAUAGAUAUAGUAAGUACUGAGACCAUUGAUCUCUUGAGUUAUGACAAUGGAUAUUCUUUCCCAAAUGAAGGAUAUCCCUUGGAGACAACAAGAGCGCCAUCACUAAAGUAUUUCACAACUCCUUCAAUGACCACAGCUAACAAAGGCAAAGAACUAGUUGUGUUUUUCAGUUUGCGUGUCACAAACAUGCUGUUCUCUGAAGAUCUUUUCAAUAAGAGCUCUGCAGAAUACCAAGUGUUGGAAAACAAAUUUGUUGAACUGCUUCUCCCAUAUCUACAGUCCAACCUAACAGGCUUUAAGAAGUUAGAAAUCCUAAACUUCAGAAACGGAAGUGUGGUUGUCAAUAGCAAGGCAAAAUUUGCCAAGUCUGUGCCAUACAACAUUACUCAGGCUGUCCAGCACGUCUUGGAGGAGUUUUGUAAUGCUGCAGCCCAGCAUUUGGACAUAAAGGUUGACAGCCAUUCCCUAGACAUAGAACCAGCUGAUGAAGGUGACCCAUGCAAGUUUCUUGCCUGCAACGAGUUUUCCAAAUGCGUGGUGAACCUCUGGACAAAGGAAGCACAAUGUUUAUGUGAGCCAGGCUACGUGACCGUGGAUGGACUGCCAUGUCGGAGCCUCUGUGUGGUCCAGCCUGACUUCUGUCUCAAUGGAGGAGAGUGUGAGAUUGUACCUGGGCAUGGUGCCGCUUGCAGAUGUCCUGUAGGUAAAUUCUGGCAAUUUAUCGGGGAGAGAUGUGCAGAGCUGGUCUCCGUGACACUAGACCCCUUUCUUUCCCUAGUGUGCCUGGUGGGGGUGCUCACCUUUCUUUAUGCCAUCAUUUCUCUCUUGUUAUCUAUGUGCAGGAAAUGUGUACGGACCAGAAAGACACUAACUCUAGUAGACAGAGACCAGACCACCAUACCAGGCCUGACGAGUUAAUCACAGAAGAUUUACACAUUAUAAUCACUGUCACUGAGAGGUGGGACGUCACAUCGUGCGGUCUUCUGAUUGUGCUUAUCCAGCCAUUAAAAGACGCUUGAAAAGACUUCCCAUGAUCCCACAACUUCUGAAGGCUGUAGAAUGAGUGGCCAAACAUCCUGAACAGAUGGAGAGCCAAGCUGAAUGGUUAUGUAACAUGUCCUCCUCAUGAGAACAUUAAGAAAUGAGCUGGUUGAUUGUUGUCACGUGGCAGAAAGCAUUAUGGGUUUCCUCACAAUGAGGAAAUUAUUCUUCUGUUUGAUCAUAAUGAAUAGUUUCACACCGUUCAAAAAUUAUCAUAGUAUGGAACACAAUUUUGUUUUGGUGUAUAAUUAUUAAUAGUUUCACAUUCAUAGCGAAUAAUAAUAUAUAUAUUUUUGUCUUUUAGCAUGGUUGUCUUAUGAAAAGAAGAACUUUGUCAGAAAUAUUCUUUAAAUGCUAUAAAACAACAAAUUCAAAAAUAUGAACCACUUUUGUAAAAUUUACCCAAAGCACUGCAACAGUGCAAAAUGUCUUUAAGUAUAGUUUCAUAUUAAAUCUAGAGCUAUGUUAGUGAUGUCCCUGGGCAGCCCUGAGUAACGGUUAAUACUGUAGCAUCACUUAUUUGAAUUUAUUCUACAUUAAACAUAUUUCAAAAUGACAUUUAACAGUUGUUUGUACUACAUUAA